Molecule: messenger RNA, 1630 nt
Organism: Nematostella vectensis (starlet sea anemone)
Lineage: Eukaryota; Metazoa; Cnidaria; Anthozoa; Actiniaria; Edwardsiidae
Product: adenosine receptor A1-like
Exons: 2
Coding region: 354-1355 (333 amino acids)
Biological process (GO): G protein-coupled receptor signaling pathway
Cellular component (GO): membrane
Molecular function (GO): G protein-coupled receptor activity
Source: RefSeq, a predicted model, not a curated record
GUAUGCAUAUGAAAUCUCACAAUAAGACAUAACUGUUUUUGAAAGCAUAUUGUCUUGAAAAGCAAAGCUUUGGAUAGGUAACUUCAUUGCUUAUUCACAAUUUGACUUUAGUAAACAAAAGACACCGGCAUUAGGAGUGUAGCGAAGUGGAACAGGGUGAUUAAACAGAGUUUGAGUUAUCAAAAAUCAAGAAAACAACGUUAUUGCACACAAGAGAAGUCACCGAAAUACCCUGCGGGAACACGGAGAACCGCCCUUUCUUGGUACGCUUCUAUCUUCAAUCUGCACACAGAGAGAGAAGCAGGGACAACAUUACACAAAGACUUUUGAAUCCCUUAUCCCUUUUUCGCAAGAUGAACAACUUUCAAAACCUGACCGAAUACGCCGAGAGAAAUCUUACCAGCUCAGAAGUAACGCAACUCGUCAUAAUAUGCGCCUCUUUUAUUGGAAGCUUGGGGUUUUGUGCUUCCCUCAUGGUUGCAGCUAUUAUAGAGAAGCAGAAAUUGCAUACGUUUUGCGAAAGUAGCGGUGUCAUGAUGCAGAUUUUCCGCACAGAGGGGUUGUAUACGCUAUUUGCACUGGCAAUACACAAGUAUUUUUCAGUUGUUAUGCCGUUGAAAAGAGUCAUCACGCAUUGGCGGGGAUUGGUGAUUUUGUGCUUGACCUGGACCGCAGCAAUUCUCUGUAACAUCGGUCCCGUUCUAGGUUGGAACAUAAUGGAAUCGGUGCCUGCUAGUUUCGUAUGUCACGCCCAACACCCUACUACAAUACUUCAGGUAACCCAAAUAGGGUUCGUCUUGUGUUUUACUUAUCUGUGUCCAGUUAUUGUAAUGUCAAUGCUCUACCCGUUGAUGUUCGUUUACCUGAGAAGAUAUUCGCUGCUGAUGAAAGACACUGGGUUCAUUGGCAACAAUGGAGUCCGGGCUCAAAAGCACAACCUCGUUACCCUUGUUAUAGCAUCAAUUUCAUUUAUUUUAGCCUGGAUACCAAUGUUUUUCUAUGAUACUCUAUCACUGGAAUUCAAAAAAAUAAAAGAUUAUUCCAAGCUUCUAAGCGCAGCUUAUGUUUGCGGGUUUUCCUAUUCGGCUUUGCAUCCAGUCAUACUAAUAUCAAGAAAUCCACGGUUUAGGCGAGCGAUACAAGAGAUUUUGAAGUGCAAGUAUAGGACAAAUAAUGCUUUUACCGACUUGAAAUCAUCCAAUGCAAGUACUAUUGCAUUGAGGACUUCAAAUGACUACUUUGAGGAGAGAAGAUGCUCUGUUUGGUACAUGCUGACACAGAGUAAUCUAUUAAGUCUGGAACAUGAACCACCACAGCGCAGACUAAAGUUACGUUGGAUAGAGACUAAUCUCUGAGCUCUACACUACUGAACGGAAAACUGACAAUGAUAACAUUGGUUAUUGUCAUAGAAGAAAUAUAAGCAAGCUUACUCUGAAAACACAAUUAUAAUGGAACCUUAGUGACUAGCUUCUCUGAUGUAAGUAAGUAAACCUUUCUUUUAAUAUUAGUAGUAAUGUAGAGUAUAUGGGAGGCAAAAGUGUGGCGGUUGGGGUUUAUAGGAGCAAAUAGGAAUGUAGGUUUGAAUGGGCCAAUGGGAGCCACGGAUAGGCCAUCAGUGACGUCACAUGCA